This is a messenger RNA of Boleophthalmus pectinirostris (great blue-spotted mudskipper), 2046 nucleotides long. Its product is annotated as high mobility group protein B2-like. Gene Ontology annotation, molecular function: DNA binding, bending. The transcript is spliced from 5 exons. The coding region runs from base 150 to 752 and encodes 200 amino acids. The record is from RefSeq and is a predicted model, not a curated record. Gene Ontology annotation, biological process: regulation of transcription by RNA polymerase II. Lineage: Eukaryota; Metazoa; Chordata; Actinopteri; Gobiiformes; Gobiidae.
CGGGGCGGGUCUGCGCUGUGCCUCUGCUCCCCCAGUCUCCUGCUCCAGCCUCAAACAACAACACCAGCCCGCUACAGAGCCCCAAACCCCGGCAGUAAACCCGGCCAAGCCCCGCUACUGCCGCAGCUCCAGCCGGUCCUCCCGACACAAUGAUGCGAAAGGACUUAAACAAGCCGAAGGGGAAGACGUCGGCGUACGCCUUCUUCGUUCAGACGUGUCGUGAGGAGCAUCGUAAAAAGAACCCAGAACAGUCCGUCAACUUCGCAGAAUUCUCCAAGAAGUGCUCCGAGAGAUGGAAGGCGCUGAGUCCCACCGAUAAGAAAGUGUUCGAGGACAUGGCCAAAGCCGACAAAGUCCGGUACAACCGUGAAAUGAAGGACUACAUCCCUCCAAAAGGUUUCGGCAAAAGAGGACGCAAGAGAAAAGACCCCAACGCCCCCAAGAGACCACCGUCUGCAUUCUUCGUCUUCUGUGGUGAGUACAGACCCACAGUGAAGCAGCAGUACCCGGGUCUGUCCAUCGGGGACUGCGCUAAAAAACUGGGAGAGAUGUGGUCCAAACUGGGACAGAACGACAAGCAGCCGUACGAAGAGAAGGCCCAGAAACUCCGGGAGAAAUAUGACCGGGACAUGGUGGCUUACCGCGGGGGAGGAACUUUGGCCAGAAAUCCUGGCUCUUCGGCUCAGGGUCCAGAGGAAGACGAGGACGACGAAGGAGAAGAUGAAGAGGAAGAAGAGGAGGACGACGAGUAGAUCUGGACCGGGAUCUGGACCAGGACUGACGGGUCUCACAGAACCACCACCAAAACCCGACUGGACAGGACUGAACCGGGGGACUUUUAGUAGCACUUGGAACUAAACCAGGACUUAGGACUUGAUAGUUACACAUCCCAUCCCUGGUUUUUGAAUGGUGUCGAAUGGAAAAAGUGAAAACGUGGUAUCUUAAAAUCUUCCAAAUAUGUAGUCAGUGGUUGGAGAACGCUGUGGACUUCUGGUUUAAAAAUUGUGUGAAUCAUGAAUAUUUAACGAAAAAAGAGGAAACUGUUACAUAUCACUAAUUAUUGACAAAAAAAAGAAAAAAAAAAGAGGUGAAUUUUAGCAUUUUUAGUUCCACGGAUUUUAUAGAAAAAAACUGAAACUUGUAUUUUAUCUUGUUAAGAAUAGUGUUUAAAUUAGGGAUGCACCAAUACGAAUACCGAUAUCGAUGGAUUGGGUAUCGUAAAAUGAUAUCGAUUCAGUCGAUAUUCUGGUUGAGCUGUUAAUUUGAAACUCUUUAUUGACUGAUGCAGGCCCAAGACUUCUCAUAAUGUUUGAACUUUAACUCGUAUAAAACUGUUCUGUAGCCACUUGCAGGAUAAAUAACAGUUAUAUAAAACAAUAACAGUAGGUACAUUUUGUAUAAUUGAACUGCAUUUUGAGAAAAAAAAGACCAUUUUCUGUCCCUACACUGGUAUCGGUUAAUAUCGGCAGUUUCGAUAUCUGAAGUGAAAAAGCAGGAUUGAUGCAUCCUUAGUUUAAAUGUGGAGAUAAAAAGUGAUUACGCAGCAAGUUUAUCGUUUCACAAAUUAUGGAAAAGAGAAAAAAUUGUAACAGGUGACAAUGAUGUUUUAGAUCCACUGUUGAGUUUAUUUGGGGAAAAAUAUGAAACUUGUAUUUUAUGUUAUUUUGUAUAAAAUUUAAAUUUGGAGUUAAAAAAAAGCGCUUAUGUAACGUAAAAUUAGUUUUAAAUGAACAGAAAGGUGAACUUUCUUGGUUUAGUUUUGAUGAGUUUCAAAAUUGAGAUUACAACGGGGGUUUUGAAGAAGGACCAGGAUUUAACCCGGACUUGGUCUUGUGGUCGGGCUGGAUUUGUGUGGUGCUCCUCUGAGACCCUCACGUGCGCGCCCCUCGUGCACGAGCGCAGGGGCGUGCACGUGCUGUGUGUGUGCGUGCGCGGCUGAGCUGUUGUAGACACCAUUCCACCUCUUCGUGUUGUUCGUGACGUUUUUUAUUUGAUUCACUGAAACGUAGAAAAGUUUUUUAAUAAAAACACAAAAUGAACCAAAAA